Nelumbo nucifera (sacred lotus) is the source of this 2865-nucleotide messenger RNA. RefSeq names its product Regulator of chromosome condensation (RCC1) family protein. NCBI's taxonomy places the organism in Eukaryota, Viridiplantae, Streptophyta, Magnoliopsida, Proteales, Nelumbonaceae. The record is from RefSeq and is a predicted model, not a curated record.
CCUGAUAAGCCAAACUCCUUUCAUGAUAGAUCAUAGAUCCAAACACGAAUGAAGGUAGCACAGCUGCACAGACACAGAAUAUUGUUUUUCCUCUCCAACCAUUAGCGAGAGAUGGCAAGAGAGGCUUUGACACGGAUCUUGAGAUUGAUUAAUGGGCCCAGCCCAUUUAAUUUCUGGUUCAACGGUCGGUGGUAGACAUCGGCGCUGAUGCUUCAACCUCGACUCGUUAAGUCGUUAGUACUUUAGUCGUUAUAAAGACACUGCUGCGCGAUGCUGUCUUAUCCUCCCGGCUCCCGCCACUCCUACCAUUCUCACGUCGAUCCCUACCAAUCCACCGUGGUAAGGUUGCUACUUGGUACUAGUUACUUACCGCCAAUAGACAACGCAUUUGUUCUUUUUCGCCGGAAAAAUGGAGGCUGCUGCGACAUCCACUGAUUCCGGCAAUCUAUCCCAAAAGAUCGUGGCGGUAGCCGCCGGAGAAGCUCAUACUCUCGCUCUCACCGGAGAUGGUAGUGUAUAUUCAUGCGGAAGAGGAACUUUCGGUCGGCUAGGGACUGGGAAAGAAACCGACGAGCUACUCCCAGUUCGAGUCGACUUUGAUUUGUCCAAUAAAAAGAGAGCUUUUCACGAGAAACCUGAACAAGAAAAGCCCAAGUUUGUAGAUAUCGCAGCGGGUGCUUAUCACAGUCUCGCAUUAGAAGAUGAUGGAUCAGUUUGGUGCUGGGGCUAUAAUGUCUAUGGUCAACUUGGUCUAACUGCAGAGAAUUCUUUAGUUCCUUGUUUCUUAGACCAAUUUCUUGAGUUGGGUUCUCCUGAUUCAUCGGUAGAUGAAUCAAAACCAAACAGUAAAACACCUUUGAAGGUUAAGUCUAUUAAAGCAGGAGGAAUGAUGUCCAUGGCAAUUGAUAGUCUUGGUGCCCUCUGGAUGUGGGGGAACUGCCCUCAGCAAUCCAAGACAACCGAUGGAGAGUCCCCUCUUUUCAGAAGUCCCACUCCAUCACCCGUUUGGGAUUUCCAUGGUAGAACUGUUGUUAAGGUGGCAUGUGGAAAUGAGCAUGUUGUAGUCCUAGUAACUGUAGGGGAAACAUUUACAGGAGACAAUCUUUUAUGUUACUCUUGGGGUAAUAACAACCAUGGCCAAUUGGGCUUAGGAGACAAGGAGAGAAGAUUCCAUCCUGAAAUUGUGGAGACUUUUAAUCAAGGAUGCCCUUGGGUAGUAUAUGACGUAGCAUGUGGAGCUUUUCAUACAGCCGUACUCACCUUUAAAAAGACAGAACAUUACACAGUGAACUCUUCUUAUCCCAAUCUUGCGUGGCAAGGAAAACAAAGUAUGUGCUGGACAUUUGGCCUAGGAGAUAGUGGCCAACUUGGCCAUGGAACCAAUAAUAAUGCAUUAGUCCCAGAACUUGUGAAAGAAUUGCCACAAGAUGUAUUCCUGAUUUCCCUUGACUGUGGAUUAUUUCACACCUGUGUUGUUUCAUCAGCUGGAGAUGUAUGGUCAUGGGGAAUGGAAAAAGGUCUUGGUCUUUGUCCAGAUGCAAGUUUUACUGGUACUGAUGCAGGGGAUGCAGUCUCUCCACUUAGAGUUCCAUUUGAUGGACCAUAUGGACCUCAGUUUGAAGGGCCUGUGCAAGUUACUUGUGGGGCUGCACAUACUGUUCUUGUUGCCCAUAAUGGAUAUAAGCUUUGGUCAUGGGGUAGGGGAUGGAGCGGAGUUCUUGGAAGAGGUAACACAAUUGACAGCUUUUCCCCUAGUAUUGUGAUGUGGCCACCACUAAAUGAGGAUUUCAAGGAGGGCUUGGACAAGGUUGAUGGGGAAGGAAAAGUUGAAGAUGGAGAAUUAGGAAGAACAAGGGAGAUGGAGAAAAGGUUGUCCUUGGCAACGGAAGAGGCGCAGCGCCUUCAAUCAAAACUGACUGUUAUGGAACGAUAUGCUAACUUGUUACAUGGUUCUAUUUUUGGAAAGCCUUUGGAGGAGAGAGAUGUUCCACCAUCACUCCGGGACUCUGGUACAUUUGAUAUUGCAAAGGAGUGGGAUAAUAUGUUGGAAUCUGCUGACAGUGGGAAGCUUGUGCGCUUGGAAAUGUUCUAUCGAAACAUGCUAUCUGGUGUAAAGGAUAAACUAUUGAGGAGAAAGAUUCAGGAGCUGAAGUUGCUUAAUUGGCCAGAACAUCCUCUCUUGAACAUUUCACAGACAAACCUUUUAUUGAGCAAACUACAAGAGCUGUCCAUGGCAAAGCUACGCCCACACUUUAUUGAAGCUGACUUGCCACCUCAUUCCCCGAACUCUGAGACUAGCCCUGGCUACAAAUCUUGGGCGUGCUAUUCUGGAAGAUUGAUGAAUUUGAAGCUUUGUAACAUAAAGCUGCAAACAGGUCUGGUAGUGGGAAAAGGUUGGAGUCAUGAUAUCACAUCAGUGUUCUAACUUGCAAAUAACUCUUAUUGAUCUCCAGUUCUCCAUAGAAGGGGCUCACUUGACUAAACGGUGUUAGAAAGCGUGUUUUUUUGCUUAGGUAUCAUCAACCUGGAGUUUCAUGCCGGUACUACUUUCUACUGACCAGAUGACAAAUGGUUUUGCUGGUGGUUGUUCACAUAUCUUUUCUAAAUUUAGAGCUUGCUCCGGCAAGUUAUUUCCGGAAGUUAGAUCACGAUCAUGUAACUAAUUAAUAUGAUCUUAGACUAAUUAUUUAGGCGGGGGAGGGAUUUCCUUGUUUAGUUUAUCAUGUAUAAUUGUUAUGAUGUGGGUUAUCCCUGGUAAUUUUUGUUGGAACGCUAGAUUACAGGGAAGUGGGAUUUAAGUACCGUAUACCGUAGGUGUUUAACUAUUCAUGUGAUACCACUGUAAAUCUGUGGCUGUUCAUUUGA